AUGGGUAGUACUGGAAAUAGCAGAAAAUAUAAUAAGGCGCAAUCAAAAAAGGUUGAGAAUGUUAAAAAGAAACGAGCACUUGAGACAAAAUCGAAUGAAAAUCCAAGAAAGAGAUCAUGUAAACAGGUUCCAAUGGUGAAAAUUUCCUCCUUUGAUACUUAUCAGGAAAAGUAUUUUUCCAGCGAAUACAAUGGGCAAGAAUUGGAUCCAGAACUGUUUCUCGAAGAGACAGACAGGGAAUAUGAUUUUGAUAAUAGUGAGCAUCCCUCUAACUACAAUGAAUGGAUUCUAAAGUCUGGUCUAGCAGUGAUCAACCUUCUAAAAGUGGCGGCCGGCAUUACGGGUCAUUUAAUGAGACCGGAAGUAUGGGGCAUCGUUCGUUGCGGAUUAAAUGUCGCGAAACCAAAUGGUGUAAUGAAGAGGAAUACGCUGAAAUACAGAAGACAGUCAAAAGAUGCAGCAUUAUCAACCCUCCAGAGGCAGGAAUUGAACAUAAUCAAAUUAAAGGAGUUGAUGCAAAACGAUAACGAUUUGAAAGAAAUAAAACAGUUGAGUCUAAUACCAGCACCCCCAGAUGCGAUGACAUCAUUCUUUGUUAAGAUUUUAUCUCAGUUGUAA
Molecule: messenger RNA, 618 nt
Organism: Paraglomus brasilianum
Lineage: Eukaryota; Fungi; Glomeromycota; Glomeromycetes; Paraglomerales; Paraglomeraceae
Source: the annotation of a GenBank genome assembly